AUGCGCAACAUCGGACACAAGGCCUUCAUCCCCAGGUUCCUGACAGAUCCGGCCCAACUGGCAGUCGUUGCGGCCCAGUUUUCAUGUGUAGCGCCCCGAGAUGGCGCGCAGAAUGGCCCGGCCGCAUUGAUCGCCUCGGGUCUUUUGGACGAGAUCCAGUUGAGAUCUGACAAGACCAUCGGCCAAUACCAUCUAGGACAGACGGGGCCCAGAUCCAAUCACAAUCCAGAUACCGACCCAGACGUCGAUGGAAUGAAAAGGCCUCGCGCUGUUAGCGCAGCCACGCAGCAGAUCAACGAGCGAGUUUACCACCACGCCCGACAGGGACGAUUUGUGCUGACCCUGGGUGGCGAUUACUCAAUUGGAAUUGGUACAGUCUCUGCAACCGCCAAAGCCGUCCGUGAAAGGCACCCCGGGCUGGAAGUCGCUGUUAUGUGGGUCGAUGCCCAUGCCGACAUCAACACGCCGCAGACCAGUCUGAGUGGCCGUCUUCACGGGAUGCCGAAGCUCGUGUAUAUUGGCCUUCGCGAUGUCGACGAUGCCGAAUGGCAGACCAUUGUGAUCACGGCAUCAAGGCAUUCACCAUGGCCGACGUCAAGUGUUCUAAUCCGACUCCACAGAUAUGGGAUCCAGACGAUCAUGGACUGGGCUUUGGAUCAUGUCGGCCCGUCCCGGAUCCAUGUCUCGUAUGAAAUCGACGCUUUGGACCCUCAAUGUGCACCAUCAACUGGGUUUCCGGUUGCCUCGGGCUUGUCUUUGGAUGAGAGUCAGCAUAUUGCUGCUCGUCUCCAGACCACGGGGAAGGUGGUUGCACUCGACCUAGUGGGAAUAAGCCCCCAGAUUGCCACCGCAUCGCUGCCUCUCACUGUUGGUACCGCAUCCAGCAUAGUCAAGUAG
Penicillium alfredii is the source of this 897-nucleotide messenger RNA. RefSeq lists its product as uncharacterized. Gene Ontology annotation, cellular component: nucleus; cytosol; cytoplasm. Bases 1 to 897 code for a protein of 298 amino acids. NCBI's taxonomy places the organism in Eukaryota, Fungi, Ascomycota, Eurotiomycetes, Eurotiales, Aspergillaceae. Gene Ontology annotation, molecular function: manganese ion binding; arginase activity. The transcript has 4 exons. The record is from RefSeq and is a predicted model, not a curated record.